CUUAUUCCCACCCUUCGAAGAAAGAAAAAGCUCGCAACAAAUUCGAAUAAACGUGUCGAAUAGCUGAAAAAGGUGUACUGACCAAAUCAGUAAAUAAACCAAUAAAAGUUUCAACCCUUCGAUAGGUUUAAUCGAUUUUUUCGAGCCUUUUCUUUAUUCGAAGGCUGGAGAAUGGUUUACUAAUGAAAUUAGCCAACUAAAUAGGUAGUAAGUAAGUUGCCCCCCCGAAUUCGUUAAAGCGCAUACCUGGUUGCCUAUCAGCUCAUGAGUCAAACGAUAAAGGACCAAUAACCUAAUUAUAGCAGACAAAACAAAGCAAAAAGCAAUCUUUUGUUAUUUUCAAGUUAGAUGACUAUGUACUUUGGUGUAUGUUGUCUUAUCUCUGUGAACCUUGUCGCUGGUAAAGUGGCCGCCUAUACGAAUCCACUUGUAAAUUGUAGGUUAGAAUAGGGCGAGAGCGUUAAAAUGGACCUAAUAAAAUCUCCCGCGAGCUGGCUGAAAACGUACGUAAACGCCGCGUUCCAGGGCAAAGAGCCCUGGCAGAUCGUCUCGAUCACCACCAGUUCCGUCCUGUUGAUGGUGUGGAUCUACGAUUUCCUGGACGGCGACGAAAGCCUUGUGAACAGGGGCAAGAAGACCGCGUUCAAACUAGUCAAGCACAUUCCGCAAUUGAGGGCCAAAGUGGAUCAAGUGCUGGACGAAACCAGGCGAAACUUCGAAGACGACGUGACGAAGAGAACCAGCGGCGUGCCCUAUCUGGUGCAGCUCCCAACCACCGCAAUGAGCCGCGAGGAAAUUUUCAAAGCGCUGAGCCAAAACUUGGCUCUCGGAGAAGACGGCUGGAAAUCCGGCUUAGCGUCCGGCGCCGUCUACAUCCACAACCCCGCCCUACAGCAGCUGGUGGCCGACGUCUUUCAAAUUUCCUCCUACACCAACCCGCUGCAUCCAGACCUGUUCCCUGGUGUCUGCAAGAUGGAGGCCGAAGUGGUGCGCAUGGUCUGCACGCUGUUUCACGGCGACGAACAAUCGUGCGGCACCAUGACGACGGGCGGCACCGAAUCAAUCAUGAUGGCCUGCAAAGCCUACAGGGACUACGCACGAGAAGCCAGAGGCAUCAGACGACCGGAAAUGGUGCUUCCGGCCACCGCCCACUCAGGCUUCGACAAGGCAGGCCUCUACUUGAACAUACGUCUCAGGCAUGUGCCGAUCGACCCAACCACCUGCCAAGUGGACCUGCAGGCCAUGAGGCGGGCCAUCAACCGCAACACCGUGAUGCUGGUUGGAUCGGCGCCUAACUUUCCUUACGGAACGACUGACAACAUAUUCGAGAUCGCCAACCUGGGCACAAAGCACAACAUCCCGGUGCACGUGGAUUCCUGCCUGGGCGGCCUGCUCACCGUCUUCAUGGACCGUGCGGGUUACCCGCCGCCCGUGACCGAUUUCCGGCUGCAGGGCGUGACCAGCAUCUCGGCCGACACCCACAAGUACGGCUUCGCCCCAAAGGGCACCUCCGUCAUCAUGUACCGAGCCCCCAAGUACAGGCACCACCAGUACACCGUCACCACGGACUGGGUGGGCGGCGUUUACGGCUCGCCCACCGUCAACGGCAGCCGAUCGGGCGGCAACAUCGCCACCUGUUGGGCGGCGCUGCUCUACCACGGCCUCGAGGGCUACGUCAGCGCCACCAAGGACAUCAUCUACACUGCGCGGUUCAUCGAGAAGGGGCUGCGCCGGAUGAAGGGCAUCUACAUUUUCGGCCAGCCUGCGACCAGCGUGAUCGCGCUCGGCAGCGACGACUUUGACAUCUACCGGCUGGCCGACGCGCUGCACAAGCUGGGCUGGAACCUGAACACGCUGCAGUACCCGCCGGGGCUGCACCUUUGCGUCACUCUGAUGCACACCAAGCCGGGCUUGGCGCAGAAGUUCCUGGACGACACGAAGGACUCGCUCGCCGAGAUCCUGAAGGAUCCUGCGGUGCCCGUGCAAGGGCGCAUGGCCCUCUAUGGCACCGCGCAGAAGUUGCCCGAUCGGUCGAUUGUCGGCGACAUUACCCGAUUCUUCAUCGACUCUAUCUAUUAUAUUCCGCCGUCUGAUGCGCAGCCACAGGACUGAUGUUCACAAGGACCUACUUAAUUUAUCGCUGUUCUUUGUUGUGUUAAAAUAUAUGAAAUUUUACUAAAA
Molecule: messenger RNA, 2181 nt
Organism: Dendroctonus ponderosae (mountain pine beetle)
Lineage: Eukaryota; Metazoa; Arthropoda; Insecta; Coleoptera; Curculionidae
Product: sphingosine-1-phosphate lyase
Exons: 4
Coding region: 466-2112 (548 amino acids)
Biological process (GO): sphingolipid catabolic process; carboxylic acid metabolic process
Cellular component (GO): endoplasmic reticulum
Molecular function (GO): sphinganine-1-phosphate aldolase activity; pyridoxal phosphate binding
Source: RefSeq, a predicted model, not a curated record